This is a messenger RNA of Ricinus communis (castor bean), 4063 nucleotides long. RefSeq names its product DNA mismatch repair protein MSH1, mitochondrial. The coding region runs from base 253 to 3666 and encodes 1137 amino acids. Gene Ontology annotation, molecular function: mismatched DNA binding; ATP binding; ATP-dependent DNA damage sensor activity. Gene Ontology annotation, biological process: mismatch repair. NCBI's taxonomy places the organism in Eukaryota, Viridiplantae, Streptophyta, Magnoliopsida, Malpighiales, Euphorbiaceae. The record is from RefSeq and is a predicted model, not a curated record. Gene Ontology annotation, cellular component: nucleus. The transcript is spliced from 22 exons.
UAACGCACUGCGGUAAAAAAGUAAAACGCUAAUGCUACGUUUGUUUGUGGCGGGAAAAAAAGACUGAAGCAACAACAGUGGCCAGAAGAAGUUGCUCAGAUUCCCAAAAACCCUAAAAAAUAACAAUUCACAGGAAUUUCCCAGAGUUUCGAAAUUAUUAAUAUCUCCAUCUCACGACACAAGUUCCCUUAACAAGAAGAAGCAUCGUUAGCCACCAGAAUUAAAGGAGAAUUAAAAGUUUGUCCGGUAAGUAUGUACUGGUUAGCCACCAGGAACGCCGUCGUUUCACUCCCCAAGUGGCGCUCCUUCACUCUCUUCCUUCGUUCUCCUGCUGCAACCAAAUUCAUUUCUUUUUCCCGCUCACCGCUGUUACUAAAUAGCAGGAAUGUUGAAAGGAUAAAUUGCUUAAAAGAUGGGAAAAUUUUGAAAGGGGUAACGAGAGGUAGCAAGAAACUUAAAGCGUCGAAUAAUAUUUUGGGUGAUAAGGAUCUCUCUCACAUUAUCUGGUGGAAGGAGAGGCUGCAUCAGUGCAGGAAGCCUUCUACUGUUCAGCUUGUUAAAAGGCUUAUGUAUUCGAAUUUGCUUGGCUUAAAUGUCGAGUUAAAAAAUGGGAGUCUGAAAGAUGGAAAUCUCAAUUGGGAGAUGCUGCAGUUCAAGUCAAAGUUUCCACGUGAGGUUUUGCUUUGCAGAGUUGGGGACUUUUAUGAAGCAAUAGGAAUAGAUGCUUGUAUUCUUGUUGAAUAUGCUGGUUUAAAUCCUUUUGGUGGGUUACGCACAGAUAGCGUUCCUAGAGCUGGCUGCCCUGUUGUGAAUCUUCGGCAAACUUUAGAUGACUUGACACGUAAUGGGUAUUCUGUGUGCAUAGUGGAGGAGGUUCAGGGUCCAACACAAGCUCGCUCUCGUAAAGGCCGGUUUAUAUCUGGGCAUGCACAUCCAGGCAAUCCGUAUGUAUUUGGACUUGCUGGGGUUGAUCAUGAUCUUGACUUUCCAGAACCGAUGCCUGUAGUUGGGAUAUCUCGUUCUGCAAGUGGUUAUUGCAUAGUUUCUGUCUUAGAGACUAUGAAAACAUAUUCAUCAGAGGAUGGUCUUACUGAGGAGGCUUUAGUUACCAAGCUUCGUACUUGUCGCUACCAUCAUCUAUUUCUUCAUGCAUCUUUAAGACACAAUUCCUCAGGAACCUGCCGUUGGGGAGAAUUUGGCGAGGGUGGACUAUUGUGGGGAGAAUGCAAUGCCAGACAUUUUGAAUGGUUUGAAGGCGAUCCUUUCACUGAGCUCCUGUUUAAGGUUAGGGAGCUUUAUGGUCUUGAUGAUGGAAUUGCAUUCAGAAAUGUCACUGUUCCUUCAGAUAAUAGGCCCCGUCCACUGCACCUUGGAACAGCAACACAAAUUGGUGCCAUACCAACAGAAGGAAUACCUUGUUUGUUGAAGGUGUUACUACCAUCCAAUUGCACUGGUCUACCUGUAUUAUAUGUGAGAGAUCUUUUGCUGAACCCUCCUGCUUAUGAAAUUGCAUCAACAAUUCAAGCAUCAUGCAAGCUUAUGAGCAGCAUAACAUGUUCGAUCCCAGAAUUUACUUGCAUUUCAUCUGCAAAGCUGGUGAAGCUUCUUGAACUGAGGGAGGCUAAUCAUUUAGAGUUUUGCAGAAUAAAAAAUGUUCUUGAUGAAAUCUUGCACAUGCAUAGAAACUCUGAGCUGAAUGAAAUUCUAAAGUCAUUAAUGGAUCCUACUUGGGUGGCAACUGGUUUGAAAAUUGAUUUUGAGACCUUAGUUAAUGAAUGUGAAUGGGCUUCAGGUAGAAUCUGUGAAAUGAUCUCUCUAGAUGGUGAACAUGACCAAAAGUUAAGCUCCUAUUCUGUUAUUCCUAUUGAUUUUUUUGAGGAUAUGGAGUCUUUGUGGAAAGGUCGUGUGAAGAGGGUCCAUAUAGAAGGAGAAUGUGCAGAAGUAGAUAGGGCAGCACAUGCCCUGUCAUCAGCAGUCACUGAAGAUUUCCUUCCUAUCAUUUCAAGAAUUAAAGCCACCACAGCCCCCCUUGGCGGUCCAAAGGGAGAGAUAUUAUAUGCUCGAGAUCAUGAUGCUGUUUGGUUCAAGGGAAAACGGUUUGCACCAUCAGUUUGGGCUGGUACUCCUGGGGAAGAACAAAUUAAACAGCUUAAACCUGCUAUGGAUUCUAAAGGUAGAAAAGUAGGUGAGGAAUGGUUCACUACCAUCAAGGUGGAGGAUGCUUUAAGGAGGUAUCAUGAUGCAAGUGAAAAGGCAAAGGCAAGGGUCUUGGAAUUGUUGAAGGGACUCUCUGCUGAGUUGCAGACAAAGAUCAAUAUCCUUGUUUUUGCUUCAAUGUUGCUUGUUAUAGCGAAGGCCCUAUUUGCUCACGUGAGUGAAGGGAGACGAAGGAAAUGGGUUUUCCCCACUCUUAUUGCGCUUGAUACGUCAAAGGACAUAAAAUCACUGGAUAGAGCUAAUGGAAUGAAAUUAAUUGCCCUGUCUCCUUACUGGCUUGAUGCAGCAGAAGGCAAUGCUGUUCAUAAUACAGUUGAUAUGCAGUCCUUGGUUCUUCUGACAGGGCCAAAUGGAGGCGGUAAAUCUAGUUUGCUUCGAUCAAUUUGCGCAUCUGCAUUACUUGGAAUAUGUGGGUUUAUGGUGCCUGCAGAAUCAGCCACCAUUCCUCACUUUGAUUCCAUUAUGCUUCACAUGAAAUCUUAUGAUAGUCCUGCUGAUGGGAAAAGUUCAUUCCAGGUGGAAAUGUCAGAAAUUCGGUCUCUCAUAGCUGGAGCCUCGUCAAGGAGUCUUGUACUCAUAGAUGAAAUAUGCCGAGGGACAGAAACAGCAAAAGGGACUUGUAUUGCUGGAAGCAUUGUUGAAACUCUUGAUAAAAUUGGUUGUCUGGGUAUUGUAUCAACGCACUUGCAUGGAAUCUUUGAUUUGCCACUUGAUACCAAGAACACCAUGUAUAAAGCAAUGGGAACAGAAUAUGUUGAUGGACAAACAAAACCAACUUGGAGGUUGAGAGAUGGAAUCUGUAGGGAAAGCCUUGCUUUUGAAACAGCAAAGAGGGAAGGGAUCCCUGAAACAAUAGUUCAAAGAGCUGAAGACUUGUACUUUUCUGCUUAUGCCAAACAAGUUUCUCCAGAGAGGCUUGAAGACAACAUAAGACAAUUUUGUUCUGGUGGUCCACCAAAGGAAGCUACAGCAGGAAGUUUUCAUGAUAAUACAAAAUCAGCAAAGAAAAUGGAAGUCAUAGAGAAGAAGGAUGUUGAGACUGCUAUAACCAUAAUAUGCCAGAGGAAGCUAAUUGAGCUCUACAAGCAGAAAAACACAUCAGAGCCUGCAGUUGUGCAGUGUGUUGCCAUUGGUGCUAGGGAACAGCCUCCUCCAUCAACCAUAGGUGCUUCGUGUGUCUAUGUGAUGUUGAGACCGGACAAGAGGCUAUAUGUUGGAGUGACAGAUGAUCUUGAGGGCCGAGUUCGUGCUCAUCGAUCAAAGGAGGGGAUGCAUAAUGCUUCUUUUCUAUAUUUUAUAGUUCAAGGAAAGAGCAUUGCUUGCCAACUGGAAACUCUUCUAAUCAAUCAGCUCCCUUGUAAAGGCUUCCAACUGACUAACAUGGCUGAUGGUAAACAUCGGAAUUUUGGCACAACCAAUCUCUCUCUUGAAAGCGUGUCUGUCACUUGAUGCAUCUGAGGACCUCAAUUCCCACUUUUUCAAAGCAUAUCUUUAUGGAGAUAAAUGGUUUUCCUGGCGUAUGUGUUAGAAAAAGUUACGUGGGAAGGUUUCCAAGGGUGGGGUGGGUGGCUGGGUGGGGAGGGGAGGGGGAGGUUUCCCAUUGAAUAUAUUGACAAGAAGAUGAGGUAGAAUUGAAGAGCAGUGGUUGCAACAAUUUUGUUUUUUGUCAGUUGCUUCACUUGCAGGGGAUGCGGGUCACCCGCCGGGAAGAGGAGAUGUUUCCUUGGAUAAGUUGAGGGUAAAAUUUUGUUAUACAUUGAUGUAUUUUGCGAUGUAUCUAGUAGUGCCUGUAUAUUAAUUGCUCUAUAAUUCAUACAAAUAUAUAUAUUUCUCCCUGGUUUCACUU